Molecule: messenger RNA, 540 nt
Organism: Racocetra persica
Lineage: Eukaryota; Fungi; Glomeromycota; Glomeromycetes; Diversisporales; Gigasporaceae
Source: the annotation of a GenBank genome assembly
AAUCUACAAAAGAUAGUUUAGUAGAAUUAGAUACUGGAAAACCUCAUUUUAAAUUAAAUCUUAUAACAUUUGAUCCAAGAAAAUUUCACUUUUUAGAAUCGGAUCUUUUUAAUCACCUAGAAUUAUUACAUAAUAUAAAAUUAUGUAAAAAUUUAACUUCAUUAUCAACUUAUGUUUAUUCAAAUACUCAAGAAAAUUUAUUUACAACCCUUAUUAAUUUAGAUCAAUUAAAACAAUUGGUGAUUACUGAAAUUUCUUAUUCAUUAGAUACUAAGCAAAAAAGUUUAAUCUUUUCCGAAUUUUUAACAAAAUUAGCAAAUCAUUUACCAUCAACUUUAAAAUGGUUACAUAUAGGAACAAAAUUUGGAAUAAGAAAAGAUAUUUUACAAGACUUUAAGAUAAAUACUUUAUGUAAAUUUAAAAAAAUCGCCGUUUUUGGUGGUAUGGAUUGGGAUAUGGAAAAUCAAAAGGUUGAAUUUGAAGGGGUUUAUGAUGAAUUGAAUAUUGAUGAGAUUAAGAAUAGUUUAAUUCCAAAUUAUG